Molecule: messenger RNA, 3096 nt
Organism: Aspergillus wentii DTO 134E9
Lineage: Eukaryota; Fungi; Ascomycota; Eurotiomycetes; Eurotiales; Aspergillaceae
Product: sporulation-specific 71 family protein
Exons: 2
Coding region: 1-3096 (1031 amino acids)
Biological process (GO): protein localization to prospore membrane; ascospore-type prospore membrane formation
Cellular component (GO): prospore membrane
Source: RefSeq, a predicted model, not a curated record
AUGACGAGUAGACGAUUCUUUAUCGGACCAAUUCCAAAGGGCUGGUUACAGAACCACCGCAAAUCCUGGUUCAAAACUAGACUCCGGUUUAAGAAUUAUUCGUCAAAGACCGUUUCCUUCUCCUUGGACCCCGUUGUCGUUCCUCCCGACUCGGAUCAGCCACCAUCGCCAAUACCCGAACAGGAUGAAUCAGGAGAUACAACUGGAGAAAAUGAAAUAGAAACAGAAGAUGCAAAUGAAUCUAGUGGCCAGGAAACAGGAUCUCGGCCUCUUCGGACUAUAUCCCAUACAUUGGACGAGUCCAGUCAAAUUAUGGCCACGCCGGCAUCGAACACAGGUGGUUCCUCAAUUCCAAACCGAGACAAUUCCAAUUACAUAUCAGCUAAUAAACCAAAAGACGCUGCGUCUUAUUUUACCGCAAGAGAGCAGAGCUCAAGUGCACCCGAUGCAGGACAAUCCUCCCUAGGCCUGAAUAUCGAAGGACUGGAUCCAGGACAGGUUUCUGGGGAAGCAAGCAGACAAACAUUGAGUAUUCCCACCCAAAACGACCCUAGUCAGUUAAGUCCCGCAGCCUCUGCAAGUGAACUUGACUCAACAACCGAGUUGCUAAGGCCCCAAUCCCGGUUCAAAGGGAAAGGAAAACACCCUGGACCGUCAUCUACAAAUCUAGAGCGUCAAGAACCUCUAAGCGAAGAAGGUGAUGGGGAAGAAAGCCCGAGCAAUGGAGGGCAGUCAGAGCAAAAUAACAUGUUGCCCUUCUCCGGAAAGAUAGCCAAAUACAACCUAGAUGACAACCUCAUGGACAAAAAACGACGGCUCCGAGCCCGAGUGUCAAUGACCUACGGUACUUUUUCCGGGAAAAUACCACGUCGAAACAAGAUGCAGGAAGGUGAGAUUCUCAAAGCAGAGAAUAUGCUUAUUAGGGUGGAAGAGACGAUGCAGAAAGAACUCCCCGAGGACUACACUGAAAACGAUAGCCAGAGAAUGGAAACAAGAGUUGUGGAUAAAUGGCGAGAGUUCCUUGUGGUGUGUCGAAAAACCUCCGACGAGGACGCGCCCUUUUCACUCGAAAUGUACAGGACCCGCGUCAUACCGGAGCUCCAGAAAUCGGGCUCUAGAAUUGCUCCUUACUACAAAACGACUCUGGGCCGCAAACACUCGAGGGUAAACCUCUAUUCUUCUCUUGACAAAACCAUCGUUAUUUGGGGACCUUCCAAGUUAGGAACAAAGAUCUACAUCCUACGACCAAGAUCCACUGCUCAUGCAGUUGAAUGGUAUACCUUCAUCUGCCAAGUUCUUGGAUGGCGUCGACCAUCUUCUCUUCCGAUCAAUAUCCCAGACCUGGGCGUCUCUCUCAUCUUCAAUAACCCAUUCGUGCAGCCAGAGACAAAUGCCGACCCAAGGAAUAAUUCCACAUCAGACAGUGAUUCGCCUAAUCAGCCUAUGGUUGAAGAGCAGUAUGCGGCUGCAGCUAUCAUACGCGGGUGUAUAGAAAUGCUAGAAAGCCGCCCGGAAUGGACAGAGGUGUUGAAGGAAUGGUCGAAAACCGAGAAAAUGGGCCUUGCCUGGAAACGAUACGACAGACUAGAAUGGGUCUUUGGCGUGAAUGAAGAAAAGAUGUACGGGACAAUGGCAAUGCAGACAUCCCACGAACUCGAGUUAAGACCAAGACAGCACUAUUCCACAUCAAUAAAGAAUGACGAUGGGAAAGAAGAAGAGCCAGAGCCAGUGGAGGGAUUCUUGGUUCGUUUGACUUCGCAAAGAGGCGCACACCAACGGAUGAACAAGAUGUUUUUCAAGCGCUUAUACUUCUUCACCCAAGACCAUCAUCUGCUGUUCUGCAAGCCGUCAAAGUCUUUCCCACCAGCUCCUCCAAAGCUUUCUCUAUCAGACGACACGGCCGUGCCAUCAUCUCAACAAAUAUUAGAUGCAAUGCCUCUUUCCUACGGCAUAGACCCAUAUCCGUUGAAAAAUGGCGAAAUCAAAUGGCUUUCCAAGGGCAACAAAGAAUACACCAAGAGGAACGACGAAUAUGCCUAUGCGCAAUUGCAACGAAACCUUCACAAUCUUAAGGAGACCGAUGGAUAUGUCGACCUUUGCCGGGUACAAGAAGUACGGCGUGUUCAACGCGGCAGUAGUCCUGCUGAUCCAAAUAUUGACGGAGGACCGGAUGUUGGGUUCCAUCCUGAACCGAGAGAUACAAACCGUGAUGAUGGCGCGACAGACCAGUUUGAUGACGAGAGGACUUUUGAGAUGGCAAUGGACAACGGCCUUGUCAUGCGACUACAGGCAUACGAUACCACCACCAGGGAUGAAUGGAUGAAACGACUUGACGCCUUGGUGAAGUAUUGGAAAGCACGCUGCGGCGUAGACGCGGCGGAGCUGAAGAAUGUCCGACGGCGUAAUAUGGAUAUUUUGGAUGUCGAUGAAGAGACAGAAUCACUCAUUGGGCAAUUCGCAAGAAAAUGGGAGGUCAAAAAGACAGAGGCAUCACCGCAUUUGCACAAUAUGUGUGCUCUGUCUGGCUGCCGGCCAAUCAGGAUGUCUGGACAUCUUUACCGCAAGCCUCGUCGCCAUACGACAUUUAAACGGUGUAGUGUCAUUCUUACCGCUGGACAAAUGCUCAUUUUCCGAAGCUCGCUGCGGAAACGCAACGGCGUUGAAAUCCCUCAUAUACACCAGGAACUCGAAUCAAGCCUCGAUCUUCAGGACUGCUAUAUAUAUUCUGGCUUGUUGACAGAAAACGAUCUCCUGUAUGCGAAUCAGACAUUUGACAGCAAUCGCCCAGGUCGCCAUGCCUUGCCACGCGUGUAUCUCUCGACGGACGUCUACACAAGUUCCGAUGAAGACUCAGCCGUUACCUUUGUGGUUUGGCAACCAUUGAGGAAGAACUACUUCCGCGCCCGAGAAGCCGGAGACAAAGGAAAGGUGAAGAACACAUUAAAGCAGGUUUCCACAUUGGGUGUCCAUGGACGAACCGUGGUAUUCAAAGCACGAAGUCGGGUGGAAAAGGAUAUAUGGGUGUCGAGCAUCGCAUCUGAAAUAGAUCGGUUGCAGGAGGAAAGACAGGACGACAUUCGAAUUGUGUCAGGUUGA